This is a messenger RNA of Amphiprion ocellaris (clown anemonefish), 4936 nucleotides long. It is a transcript of the gene ptpn22, whose product is annotated as protein tyrosine phosphatase non-receptor type 22. Lineage: Eukaryota; Metazoa; Chordata; Actinopteri; Pomacentridae. Gene Ontology annotation, cellular component: nucleus; cytoplasm. The record is from RefSeq and is a predicted model, not a curated record. Bases 1690 to 4251 code for a protein of 853 amino acids. Gene Ontology annotation, biological process: peptidyl-tyrosine dephosphorylation. Gene Ontology annotation, molecular function: non-membrane spanning protein tyrosine phosphatase activity. The transcript is spliced from 27 exons.
AUCUUGCUCUCCAUGAAAAAGUAAAGUCAGACUAGGUGUCAAGAUUUUAAUUUGAGUGUGUGAAAUGUUAAGAGCAACAAUCGUCACUCAGGAAGCUGUUGAGGUGGACUGUGGUGAUGGCAGCUUCCUGUAGGUGCUGCAGGCUCCAUCAACGCUUUCAUUUGGUUUUUUCCUUUGAGCACACAAAUGUAAGCCAUAUACUGAUUACAGGUUGUAUGAUUGUAAAAGCCCCUUAAAUUAUACAGAUUUUUUAUCACUGGCCAAAGUACAUUUUGAAAAUGGCAACACGCCUUAGUUUGACUUGUUCUGACUGUCAUUUCAAUGGAUCAAUAACUGUCAGAUUGUCUUUUUUGUGACAUCAGACCUAAUACAAUAAAACGAUGACUUAACCAUAUAAUAGUAAUAACAAUAAAAUUUAUUUUAAUUUUUUUUUCUUGGCACUCAAGGACACCAUACAGACAUAUACAUAUAUAUGCAAAAUACACAUUAAAACAGUAAAAACAAUGCAAAACACUGAGCAAUUGGCGUAAGAUGGAAUAGGCAGUUUUAGACAGAUGUGUUUGGAGAUUUUAUGUUGGUUUACCACAAAGCCACUAGAUGUCACUAGAUUACUAAUGUAGCAUAAAACACCCGUUGAACUUUGCAAUGUAUGUUUAGACCGUCUUGGUCAUAAAUCAUGUGAGAAAAAAACACUUCUGAAUGUAAUUGAUGCAGAAUUAGUAACUUCUUCACACAUGAUCUGCACGUCAGCUCCUUCAGUAAGUAUAUAUCACUAUUCUUGUUCAUUUUCUUUUUAAUGCUAAGCUUGCUACACACACACACACACACACAUAUAUAUAUAUAAUAAAGGAAAGUCUUGCAUGGCUGACUUAUUGCCUUGCUUCCUUUCAACAGAGCUCCUCCCACUGCUCUUUAAAGUAUUCUCGGUCGAAAAUGAAAAUAAAUGGAGCUUCAUACCCUUUAAACAAAUUACAAUAAGUUAAUUGAGUUUGAACAGUUUCAACAACAAAUUUGUGUGACACUGUUUUGUCUUGAAUUGGAAAAAAGUGGCAGCUGUGUACAUAAAGUGGGUAAAUGAAAACCUUCCAGAGGGAGGACAGUUUACUGCUGACACAGUAAGUGAGACAGAGUAUAUCAGGAUUUGCAGGAUUCUCAGACAUGCUCUCGGUUCACCACUCCUUCUGCCUCAGCCUCCAUCCCUACUCAUCCUUCCUCCACUCCUCUUGUGUGUCCUGAAUGCUGUCCAACAGGCUAGACUGCCUGCAUAGCCUGCAACUGACUUUGGAUAGGAUCAGCUGUUUGUGUCUGCCUAUAUGCAUAAAUGUGUGGCCCACUGUUUCUGUGGGUGUUUCCCUGACAUUCCCUCUGCAACACUUUCAUGCAAUCAAACACUCGAGCGACUUUAGGACCCAGUGAGAGACAGGGGGCGCGGCAAUAUUUUUAAUCUGACCACAGAACCUGUUAGCUCACUCUUGCUUCCUCUAAGACAAAUCAUUCGUUCCCUCACAAUAGUUCUUUGAUGUGAGACUGAGCAAUAGAGAAGUGCUCCGUGUAGCAGCAGCAGCAGCAGAAGUGCCACAGCCCUGGACUUAAACUGUGACAACUCUACUCCAUGACCUGUGGACCAGGACCUUUGUGUCCUGACAUGCCUGUGAAAGGUGUCCAAUCCCAGGCAGUGUACAGCCAGCAAUGGAGCAGCAGGCCUGGAUACUGAGGGGCUUCCUGGCUCAGCUGGAGAGACAGGAGGCUGUUGACAAGGGGGCACUGAAUGGCAUUGCUGGGGAGUUUGCGAGGUUGAAAAAUCAGUCAACGAAGUACCGCACUGACAAGACCUACCCCUCCAAGACAGCAGAAAAAACGGAAAACAUCAAGAAGAACCGAUACAAGGACAUUCUUCCCUUUGACCACAGCAGAGUAAAGCUCACUCUCACCACAGCUAAAAAUGACACAGACUACAUCAACGCCAGUUUCAUCAAGGGAGUGUCGGGUUCCAGGGCUUACAUUGCUACUCAGGGUCCUCUGCCACACACAGUAGUGGACUUCCUGAGGAUGCUUUGGGAAUACAACAUACAGGUCGUAGUGAUGGCCUGUCGAGAAUUUGAGAUGGGGAAGAAAAAAUGUGAGCUCUACUGGCCUCAGAACCAACAGGACACAUUUGUUUGUGAACCUUUUACAGUUAACUGUGUCUCUGAGGAAAAUAAAGGAGACUAUCUGUCAAGGACGUUAAGGUUGACUUACCGCAAUUGUAGCCGAACUCUGAAGCAGCUUCAUUAUGUCAACUGGCCAGAUCAUGGUGUCCCAGACUCCAUCCCUCCCAUUCUGGACAUGUUGCAUGAGAUGCGCUCCCAUCAAGCCCAUGAUGACAUCCCUAUUUGUAUCCACUGCAGUGCUGGUUGUGGUAGAACAGGAGCCCUCUGUGCCAUUGAUUAUACCUGGAACCUCCUCAUGAAACAGAUGAUCACUUCAGAUUUCAAUAUCUACAGUUUAGUUGAAAAUAUGAGAACCCAGAGGCCCUCUUUGGUUCAAACCAAGGAACAAUACGAGCUAGUCUACAGAACCAUCAAGCUACUGUUUCAGAGAUAUUUGCAGUCCAUGGAUGCACAGUCCUGCCAGAACAAGGUGACAAUGGUCCAGUCUGCUGACAUCACUGAGAGUGAGUUACGUGACCUGCGUGAAGAGUUUGAUUUGAUGCCACAGUUCCAGCACCUGCUCGACGAGGAGAGGGAAUUUCUGCCACAGCACCUCACUCCUUUGCCCUCAGCUUCAGAAAAUCUCAUUGCCUUGAAAACCAAGGACUUGCAGAGGGACCAGCAACAAUGGCACCUACUCCAGACCAUUCCUAAGGAUCUGGCUAUGAUCCAGGAACUCAGUGAGGGACCCAGGACCUCACCUAAACUGGUGGAUACAAACCCAAGAGCACCUUUUGUGGAGGAGAGGAUGCAGGAGAAUAAUGACAUACCAUCACUGAACCCUCCUCCGUCACAGGCUGUAGCUACGGCCAUUUGUCUGAUGUUGGAGGACCCCAACUUUGACACUCCUGCAACCUCCCCUUUGUCAGAGGAUGCACCUAUAGACCCCACAGAAGACUCCAAACAGUGGACAAUUAGUCCCGUCGUCAGCUCACCUUCAUUGUUUCUGAAUGACCAGACUCUGGAGCUUGACUCUACUACCUCAGGUACUAUUAAAGCUCAUUCUGGUGAGGAGAUGCCUCCUCCACUACCUGAACGAACCCCAGAAUCCUAUGUGCUGGCGGUGGAUGCAGUGCCCUCAGAUCCCAGUGAAAGGUUAUCGGUGAUAAUUCCACCCAAUGCUGCAGCUGCGGCUGUCAGGGAGUCGGGAGGCAGCCCCCCAUCACCUGUCCCCCCACUUCCAGAGAGAACCCCAGAAUCAUUUGAGUUGGCUGUUGAUCAAGCUCCUGUGGAGCAAAAGUCAGAGGUCAUGCCGACAAUAAAUCUGAGCAGAUUAGGACUGUCUUCUGAAUGGUCCGGUGCCUCAAAGCCAGCUGCCACUACAUAUGAGGAUGAGACGAAACCUUUUCUGAGGAGUAAGAGCCUGAGAGCAAAAAUGACCUUCACAGCUCUAUUACCAGCAAAAAAUUGUGAUCGCGCACCAAACACAACUUCAAACUUCCACCACUGCUCUGUGCCAGUGGACCCAGUGACUCCUCCACAGCUUCUUCAAACUGAGGACAGACUGACACCUCCCAUUCCAGAGAGAACCCCAGAAUCCUUCAUUCUCACCACAGAAGAGAUUCAUGAGAACCCCCCCCUUUGCCCACAGCCCUUAGAAGCAACAAAGUCCUUGCCGAGGGUGGGGAUGUCAUCUGAAUGGGAUGGCACCUGUCAGCCCAAGAACUUAUUUGAUGCUGUAAUGAGCAGGAGCAAGAGUGUUCGAGCUAAAGGUUCAAAACAAGUAUCCUUCACCGCAGUAGAGCAGCUCGCUCCACCUCCUGUGGUCACGGCUGAAGGAGGAAGUGUGGAACAACAUGAUGUGAACCGCAGACCCUCGCUGAACACUGAGACAUCAGGAAACAAAUCAGACAAAAGCAACGACAAGGGCAUGUCUAGAACAAAGAGUCUGAAAUUUUUCAGACACAAACCAAAACCUAAAACAGCACCUCCACCUCCUCCUGCUCAACCUGGAGCUCCAUCCCAAUCAAAUAGUGCCUCAUCUUCAGUGUUCAAAUUUGGAUUUGGGAUCCGUUUUGGAAAACCAAAAGGCCCCAGGACUUAUCCAGAUACCUGGGUCUGAGGCAGUCACUUAUUUCCAAAUAUCAUGAGUGGAGCUGCUAAUGAUGGAAGAACUAACAAUCAAAAGGAGCACAGUAGCGCACCCAACAGAGAACAAACAACAAGCGCCUUGUUACCUGCUUUGAUCCAUUAUGUACAAUUUAUGAACCGAGGCUGAUUUUAAUUACCGACUUGGGCUUCAUCAAACAACACGGACAGCCACCCAGACCAGUGACUUGGACAUUUAAAAACUCAGGAGUCUCAGCCUCUUGAAAAAUUUGCCUGCAGAAGUGGGAAGCCUGCAGUGAGAAUGUUUUACGCUUCUUGUUUUAAUGCUCAAGGCGAUGCUGUUAAGCUUGGUGUACGAGGAAUAUAUUUACAUAUGUAUUUGUGUGCCUUUGUGUUUUCGGCAUGAAAAAAGAAAACGGGUAUAGGAUUGCUUCUAUUUCAUCAUCACCUCAGUUUUUCUGUUAUAAAGACAACAGACUACAUCAUUCAGUGUACCAUGUCAUUUAGUUUGGUUUCUAAGCCGCAAUUUACAUGUCCACCUGUAUAUGUAAAAGCAUCAACAGCACCUUGAACUGAUAUCUUCAGGUACAGAGAAUGUAAUGUUUACUGAAUAUGCAUAUGAUGCAAUGGUACAGUUAAACUGUAUAACAUACACUGGUUACACAUGAAAUUAUUUAUUAAAAAAUACUGAAAGUCAA